Molecule: messenger RNA, 1454 nt
Organism: Mus caroli (Ryukyu mouse)
Lineage: Eukaryota; Metazoa; Chordata; Mammalia; Rodentia; Muridae
Product: apolipoprotein F-like
Biological process (GO): cholesterol metabolic process
Source: RefSeq, a predicted model, not a curated record
CAAAAGAGAACAAACUUCCCACUGCCUAGAGGUUACAGAGACUGGACUAUGGUUUAGGGACCGCCUAGCUACAAAGGAGGAGCCUUGCCUGUCAGGAUGGGGCAAUAGCUGGUCAGAUAAAUUACCCAGAGAGAGGUGGUAAAUACUUGUUUUCAGUCAUCACCUACAAGAAGUUAACCUCUGGAAGGUAGCCGCUCCAACUAGGGACGUGCUGAGUGAGACAGAGGACCACUUCAUUCCUCUGCUGCUUGCCAGACAGGGCUGACCACCAUGAUCCAGGCUGCAUUGCUUCUUGGCUGUAUCUUAUUGUCCCCGGUGACCGCCUUUCCGUGGAAGACGCAGAAUGGUGGCCUGCCAGCCGUCACAGGAACCAAACCCACACCAAAUGUGCUCCCCAACAAGAUUCCUCCUCCAACCCCCAUUACCUGUCGGGACCUCUUGUACACGGUGCUCCCCACCGCUCCUCUGUCUGAGUUCUUGUCCCUCUUAGCCCUGAGAGUUGUCCUGGAAAACAUUGGCUGCCCUGCCGAGGCCUACGCUCUGCAGCUUCGGCUCAGUGAAAUGGGAGGAAAAGACAGCGCGGAAACCCUGGUCCUCCAGAGUCAAAAGCGUAGCCAGGAAGAAGGGAUCGACAACAAUGAAGUCAUUCUGAGGCAUCUGGUGCCAUCCCCUGGGGAUAAGAGGAGGGUCCGGCGCUCAGUUACCCUGCCUGAGGCGUGCACCUCUGAACCCGGGUGGGUGUUGUAUGAGUUGGCCCAGGUGCUGCUGGAGACGGCGAACAAGCUCCCUCCUAUUGACCUAGUAAGAGAGCUCAAGGCCUCUGCAGUCAAUGUCACCCAGCACUGUACCAUGGAGUCUUGGGAAAGUAUGAAUGAAGUAGCCAGGAGGCUAAUGAGUAGCCCAGAACUUAAUGAUGCCAUGAUUCCCGUAGAAGAUCGAGUAUACCUCGUUGCUCGGCUUGCAGUCGUUUUAAAGCGUAUUUUUGUGAACCUUGUGUGGGAAUAUUUUCAGACCUAUUUUGGAUAGACACGGCCUCCUAGGCAUGGAAUGAACUUUCUCAUAGCCCUUUAGUAGGUGUGUACACAGCAGCUGCCCACGGUGUGUAGCUAGACGCUGGCUGCAUUUUACAAUUCAUACAUUGUCUUCCUUUGAUCCUAAUGCGUGAAGACACUUGAUAUGACUUCAAUCUUUCAGUUUCUAAAUGCUAUGGGUAUUGCAAUUUCCCUCUUUAAUACUUUUUAAUUCCCUGCUUAAUGCCUUUUAAUUCCCCAGCUGAAUUCUGGGCCUUGGUUGUACUCAUAUUGUUUUGGGAUAUUAAGGGAAGGAAGGUUUAUUGUUUUGUUUUGUUUUGUUUUUGAGACAGGGUCUGACUGGGUAACUCUGUCUAUCUUGGAGAUCACAGAUCCACCUGCCUUUGCCUCCACCUGCUAAGAUUAAAGGUGUGCACCACCAUG